Molecule: messenger RNA, 1187 nt
Organism: Trifolium pratense (red clover)
Lineage: Eukaryota; Viridiplantae; Streptophyta; Magnoliopsida; Fabales; Fabaceae
Product: serine/threonine-protein kinase ATM-like
Exons: 8
Coding region: 388-999 (203 amino acids)
Biological process (GO): DNA damage response
Molecular function (GO): protein serine/threonine kinase activity
Source: RefSeq, a predicted model, not a curated record
CACCAUUAAAAUUUAAAACAAAGGCUUAGCUUUUAAUCUCAGCUUGCGCUCUCUCUUAACACUGAAACAACGGCCGAAAUUGGUCUCCGAGAGUAUAAAACCCUUCAUUUUACCGUUACAUAUCUCAACGCCGCCUCUACAUAACUUGAUGUUUAACGGCUAAUUCCGUAGCGACAAUGGGGAAAAUCAGUUCCAGAGACGUUCGAGAGAUUGUAGAAAAUCUCUCAUCGGAGAAAGUUAAACCUCGCGAAGAAGGGAUCAAGUUGUUAUCCACAUCGACCGGUGACAUCACCGGCGACGGUGCCGGCGUUGAAAAAGAAGAGGGGGAGACCAAGGAAGUAUGGACCAGAUGGUAAGCCUGCAGGGGCUGUAACAGCGCUUUCGCCUAUGCCGAUUUCAUCGUUGAUUCCGUUGACUGGAGAGUUCUCUGCUUGGAAAAGGGGUAGAGGGAAGCCUGUUGAAUCUAUCAAGAAAUCAUCUUUUAAGUUUGAUUUUGAAAGUCCACCUGGACAAGGCCUGGUGAUGCUGUACAUUGAGAAAGUUGAAGCAAGCUUGAAUGGGAAAAACAUAAGUCAUUUUACUUCCAAAGAAGAGGUCUUCCGCAAUAUCUUAACUCUUCAUUCACUUUUGGAUUAUCCUCCUGGAGACUACCCUGUUAAUCUACGAGAAGACAUUGUUAAGGGAUUUGUCAAGAUCUGUUCAUUCAUUAGGGAAGAAGGAAAAAUAUCACACAAACUUGUUGAAUGUAUCAAUACAUAUUUGUUAAAUGAUGGUCCAAAUUUGGGCUUUCAGUUGUUGGAGAUUCAUAAUGCUAUGCAGGAGUUAAUGUUUCAAUGUUGGCUGACAACACAUGAUCGAGUGCUUAAGGCUUGUCCAAAACUGAUUGACAGAUUUAAAGAGAUAGAAGAAAAUGUCAAGAUGGAUGUAUUUAAUACGUUCAUCGAGCUCUUGCGUCAAUCUGGAAAUGUCACAAAAGGUGAUCUGAGAUACGUUCAUUGAGAUUUGAAAGAGAAAAGUGGUUUCGUUUAUCAAUCAUGAGUUUCAUAACACUGUGGCAGGGUUGCAAUGCAUCUCUCAUAAUUUUUGCAUCCUUGGAAUAAGGGGAAGACUGUUCUUCUCAUAAGGUGGUUAGUGCCCAGCAAGCUGAAGACCUAAAAUUGAAGGAAAAGAGGAAGCGGGAACGAGAG